GACAAUUAAACUAACCUAUAAAAAAUGAUGAUAUGUUGACGUGUACAAUAUAAAAUUUAAACUAUAUGGAUAUAAAGAAAGACUGAAAUGUUUAAAUUUUCGAUAACUUCGUUACUCUUCGGGGUGUUCAUAAUAUUCAUAUUUAAUUCAGUAUGGAAUUUGGUUGUGCUAUUUACGCCCCCUUCUUGCGCAAAAGGAGACGUGUGUUUUCAUUCCUAUUUAAACACAAAACCUUCUUUAGAUCUACUUGUUUAUGUUACUGAUAAUUCACGAUCAGGAGAUGAACAAUUAAUAUUAAAAGUUAAUAAAUUUAAUUAUGAUGAACCAUUUGAAAGAGUAAUUGAGUUGGAGAUAUCAAAAACAGUUCGAAAUAAUGGUAGUUUAAUAAUUCACUCGGUAAUUUUACCCUCAAAUGUAAAUAAUGAAGAUUUAUCAUUGAACGAAGCUAGAAACGUUUAUGAAUCAAGUUACUUAAAAGGUCGUUUAACGAAAUAUGUUGUACCAAAAAGUUUUACCUUUAAUCUUUUAAAAGAAGAAUCUAAACAAUCAUCUGUUAAACCAACAACUCAUAUCAAAAGUAGAUACUCAAUCAUGAUGUGUAACAGUGAAUUACACAUUCCAGAAACAAAUAUUCCACAAGAAGUGAUUCAUUAUUUAAAAAUUAAUAGGAAAAGACAAUUUCUUCCGAUUGUUGUUAAUGAUUUUAUGCAGACAAGGUUAAGAGAUUUAGAAGAAAUUACUAAAGAAACAUCUCAAAUAAUGUUUAAUUAUAUUUAUAACCCAGUUUCAAUAGGUAAAUUUAAAUUUAUGGUUGAGAUGGAAGUUACAAUAAAGAAUUUUAAAAAACUUGGCUUUACCGAUAAAGAUAUUGAUGAGGUUAAAGGAGUUUUUGCUGAUACUAAUUUAUAUCUUUUGUGUGCUACAAUUUGUAUUGGAAGUAUUCAUCUUUUGCUCGACUUUUUAUCAUUUAAAAAUGACGUCAGUUUUUGGAAAUCACAUAAAUCAAUGGCUGGUUUAUCAACAAGAACGGUUGUAUGGCGUGCUUUUUCUCAAACAAUCAUAUUUUUAUACCUCUUAGAUGAAGGUACUUCUUACUUGGUUUUAGUUCCAAGUGGAAUAGGAACAGCAAUAGAAGUAAGAACUUUCUUUUAUUUACAGGGUGAUUCAAAAGUAACUUAAAUGUUAAAAAGUUGUAUAGUUUGAAUGACUUAAAUGACAGAACAGAAAAUUAUUAUUGCUCUUGUCACCGGGACCUAUAAGAUCUAUUGUAACUUUAACCCUCCAAAAGUUUAGGGUAAAUGUAAGCCCUUAAUGAACUUUAGUAUUGCUCCAAAGUCUUGUUCCUUUAUGUCGGUAGGUGUCAAAAGAGCUUUACCGCAAAUUUUGUGUCUUAGACGACCUCUAGCGACGCAAUUACACAGUAUAUGUUCAGCCGUUUCUGACUCGUCGUUGCAAAGUCGACAAGUUUGAUCCUCAGCUUGCCCAAUGUGGAAAAGGUGGUAUUUUAUGGGCGCAUGGCCGGUCACAAAACCUGGGAGCGUCCUUAGAUCCUCUUUGCUGAGGCAUAAAACCUCUUUGAUUUUGUUUUGCGUCAUACUCUUCACUUUUCUGUGAUCUGAAAGUUCUUUCCAGCGUAAGACUACAUUUGAGGCCUCCCAUCGGUUGGUUAUUUGUUUUAGGUGACUUUUUUUGUAGUCCACAACCGGGUUGGGGUCCAAUGAAGGGCGUUUUUGCUGCCUCUCUGGCCAGCUUGUCAGCCUUCUCAUUGCCCUCAAUGUUUCUGUG
This is a messenger RNA of Onthophagus taurus, 1785 nucleotides long. The record is from RefSeq and is a predicted model, not a curated record. Lineage: Eukaryota; Metazoa; Arthropoda; Insecta; Coleoptera; Scarabaeidae.